Molecule: messenger RNA, 3088 nt
Organism: Pseudocercospora fijiensis CIRAD86
Lineage: Eukaryota; Fungi; Ascomycota; Dothideomycetes; Mycosphaerellales; Mycosphaerellaceae
Exons: 9
Coding region: 1-2799 (932 amino acids)
Biological process (GO): DNA-templated transcription; regulation of DNA-templated transcription
Molecular function (GO): DNA binding; DNA-binding transcription factor activity, RNA polymerase II-specific; zinc ion binding
Source: RefSeq, a predicted model, not a curated record
AUGGCCGCGAGCAGCGUCGACCCGAAACAGACACCUCCGAGCAAGCCGCAGGCAAGCGCGAACCCGAUCACCACCGCGCCCGGCAGCAACUCUGCGCCCAAGGACCAGAUACCAGGCCAUCCGAGCUUCAGACGGCAACGCGCAUCUCGAGCAUGUGAAACAUGUCACGCUCGCAAGGUACGAUGCGACGCCGCCAGCUUAGGUGUGCCAUGCACCAACUGCGUGGCCUUCUCUAUCGAAUGCAAGAUCCCCACACCCAAGCGCAAGAAGACGGCAGGAAAGAAGGACUGCGACAGCCAAACCGCAGACUCGCAGACGGAUGGCCCAUCCCCUGCCAAUGCCACCACCGAGCCUCUGCUCAAGCGCGGCGACAUGGUCAUGGAAGCCAACAACAUAGGCAUGAACACUCCUGCGGGAAUGCCAAAGUCCGAAGGCACUCAUUCCUACUAUGCGAGCCAAAGCGUCACCAACGGCACCUACGCGCAAUACAUGAAACCGAAAUUCGCCAGAGCUCCGAUCAAGGAAGCCGGUCGUGUCGCAUACCUGGGAGAGUCCUCUAAUCUUUCUUUGCUUGUCCAGGACCGCCAUGGCACAACGGAUGUCGUUCACUACCCGUUGCCCGAAAAUGUGCGGGGAGCUCGUGCGAGGAUCAACGAGCUGGACAACGUGGAGAUCGACAUCCUGCACCAACGUGGCGCUUUCUUAUUACCGCCUCGACAGCUUUGCGACGAAUUGGUCGAUGCCUACUUCACCUGGAUUGCACCCGUCGUACCUGUCAUCAACCGGAGCAAGUUCAUGAGGCGAUACAGGGACGCCAAGAAUCCACCUUCACUCCUACUUUUACAAGCUAUACUACUUGCAGGAUCCCGAGUGUGCAAUAACCCGCAACUCAUGGAUGCGAAUGGCUCAACAACACCUGCUGCCAUGACAUUCUACAAGCGCGCCAAGGCUCUGUACGAUGCGAACUAUGAGGACGACAGAGUGACGAUUGUUCAGGCACUCAUCCUGAUGGGAUGGUACUGGGAAGGUCCAGAGGACGUAACCAAAAACGUCUUUUACUGGAGCAGAGUAGCCGUCAUCGUUGCCCAAGGCUCCGGCAUGCAUCGAAGUGUCGAAGGCUCGCAGCUCUGUAAAGCGGACAAGCGCCUGUGGAAACGAAUAUGGUGGACACUGUUCACCCGCGAUCGAUCCGUUGCCGUAGCUCUUGGACGACCUGUUGGCAUUAAUAUCGAAGACUCCGACGUUGAAAUGGUCACCGAAGACGAUUUCAUCGAUGACGAACCAGACCGCCCAGCCGAGUAUCCACCUGACCCAAUCCAUGUGCACUUCUUCCUCAAUUAUGUGAAGCUUUGCGAGAUUAUGGGUCUGGUGCUGUCUCAGCAGUACUCUGUGGCAUCGAAGCUACGGCGUAACAAUGCACUGGAUCUGACCCACAGCGACAUGGCGCUUGCGGACUGGCUACAAAACUGUCCAAUGGAAGUGCGAUGGGAGCCGCAACGGCAUCACUUCUGGUCAGCGUUGCUCCAUGCAAAUUACUACACCACACUGUGCCUCCUGCACCGAGCCCACAUGCCGCCAGCUGGCUCUGAAUCGCGGCACGUCAACGGCUGGGCAGAGGAAACCGCUUAUCCUUCGCGUUCGAUCGCGUAUCAAGCCGCGGCCAUGAUCACAUCCAUCAUCGAAGCCCUUCAAACCCACGAUGAGCUACGCUACACCCCUGCCUUCAUUGUCUACAGCCUCUUCUCCGCACUCAUCAUGCACGUCUAUCAAAUGCGCUCAACCAGUCAUACCAUCGUUUCCGCGACACAAACGCGGCUGAACGCCUGCAUGCAGGCGCUCAAGGAUGUUUCCAGGGUCUGGUUGGUUGCUAAGAUGGUACACACUCUUUUUGAGUCCAUCCUAGGCAACAAAGUCCUUGAAGAGCGAUUGCAGAAGGCUGCAGGCCGGAAGCAUAACAAAUCGAAGCAUGCGGGCAGCAGGGCGAGUAAAGAAGCACCCUUGCAACCCGCCCCGGACCAGUCUGCCGAAGCGCCGCCGAAGCGGAAGUUCGAUGACAUGGAGUUCGGCUACACCAACGGCCCACCGGCACCGCAGAUGUCUUACGAACGAUCGCGGCCUCAGUCCCCUGUCCAAGAUAUGCCGCCAAACAGUCAAUCUCAUCCACAACCACAGCAGAUGCCCACGAUCACCGCAAGCAGCCCAACAAUGCGUCCUGGUACUGACGCUUUCAUGGGCAACUCACGUGCUAAUACACGACCCACGACACCUUUCAACAACUUCUCAUACCCAGGCACCCCACCGAACCUAUUCUUGCAUACUAGAGGCUCGCCAAAGAUCUCGGAAGACAUGUGGCAGAAUUACGACCCACACCAGCUCUUCCCUCCAGAGACGAAUGAGCUUUUCCCGGUCAUGACGAACAGCCCGACUCAGGCGAUGGUGGAUCCUGUGCUGCGACAACAGCAGCAUUCAACCCCGCAACAACCUCAGCAAUUUGCGCAUGGCCCUCCACCCAUGCAGAGUCCUCCGCAAAUGCAACAAGGGCAACAAGGAAUGCAGAUGCCUGAAGGUCAACAGGGAAUGCCACAGAACAUGCCAGCAUAUCAUCAAGAUCCAAAUUCGUGGACGCAACUCAACCCCGUUCACGACCAGCCAAGACAGGAUGAUACAUGGAGCAGUUCGAGCAGUGCCGGAGGCCCAAUUGUUCCAACGACACUCAAUGUCGGGGACUGGUUUGAGUUCUUCGGUAUACCCAAUGGGAGCGACAUAAAUGGCCUCAAUGGAGCCGCGGGAUAUGGAUGAACCAGGUCUUCUUCCAGAUUGGAUGUGAUACGAUACAGUGAGCGGGAAAAAGCCAGACUUUUGGGCGUUGAAGCGUUUUGAAAUCAUGUCAAAUUGCGCAGCAGUUUAACGGCCAGCUUGCGAUGCAUCAGGACAUACAUAUGAGACACCACGCUCCAGGAUGCACGGUGCACUCAGGCUGCCAGAGGGUGAUGAAGUAGCGCAGAUUCGGCGGCGAGACGGAGUGCAUGCCAUAGCUAUAGCGGUACCGCUGCAGAGCACAACAGGCAUUCAAAUCAACCUCCUUGCU